GUCGAAUUUUUGUUGCAUUUUAUUGUGAAAUUUAAGACCAACUGCGUUGUCUUACAGUUACAUUGUUAAAAAAGGGAUUUUCUCGAAUUGAUUGUGUUAUUAGACGUGUAAUCAUGGCGUAUAAACUAUCCGAAGGUGCGCUUGAGGUGAUCAUGAAUGGAGGACAUUAUGAUAAACCAGUAAUGCAAGUAUUAGGCAGUAAGAAGAUCCAGGGUAGUGGUGCUAAUGAAAGAUUCCGUCUUCUGGUAUCAGAUGGGAAAUAUUCACACAGCUUUGCUAUGCUCGCAACACAGUUGAAUGAUAAAUUGAUUACUGGAGAGUUGUCGGAUUACUCUGUAGUACAGAUUGAUAGAUUUGUCACUUCUCUGUUAAAGAAUACUGGCAAAGGAGAGAAAAGAGUAAUGAUAAUCUUAGACAUCACAAUCUUAGCACCGGGCACUACAGUAGGCAAGAAACUGGGCAAUCCUCAAACUUGGUCUGAGGAAUCUGCAUCAACAUCAUCAGCUCCUGCACCAAAACCAACUCCCUCGCCAUCUCCUAUGGCUCGUCCUCAGCCCACACUUGGCCCUGGAUUAGACUCUAGUUUAAUUUCCUCUCAAAUGACUCAUCCUAUUGCUAGUUUGAGUCCUUAUCAGAACAAAUGGAUAGUAAAAGCCCGUGUGAUGACAAAAUCUGGUAUCCGUACAUGGAGCAAUGCCAGGGGGGAAGGCAAGUUGUUCAGCAUGGACCUAUGCGAUGAGAGUGGCGAGAUCAGAGCUACAGCCUUUAAAAAUGAGUGUGAUAAGUUCUACGAUAUGAUACAGGUGGACAAAGUGUACUACAUAAGUCGUUGCCAAUUAAAAACAGCUAACAAGCAAUUCACCACUCUGAAGAACGAUUACGAAAUGACAUUCACUCCAGACACAGUCGUGGCGGAGUGCACGGAAGACACGGGUUCCAUGCCCACUAUCAAAUACGACUUUGUGCCAAUUACCGAUAUUGCCAACAAGACCCCUGACACUCUGCUUGAUGUAAUCGGCGUGUGCAAUUCGUCGGCGAACAUCCAAGAGUUGACUGCUCGCAGCACUGGCAGGUUACUGAAGAAGAGAGAAGUCACCCUUGUCGACUCUUCUGGAGGCGCUAUUGUUCUAACACUAUGGGGGAACGAGGCUGAGAGCUUCGAAGGAUCCUCCAACCCUGUGGUUUGCGCCAAGGGCGCUCGUCUAACAGAGUUCAAUGGCAGCAAAUCCCUGUCGACGACUCAAAGCACCAUGUUACGUCUGAACCCCGAUCUUCCCGAAGCGCAUAAGUUGCGAGGCUGGUAUGACAACGGCGGUGCUAACAUGGAGAUCGUCAACAUUUCCGCCAGAGCGGGCGGCUUCACCGGCGGCAGCAACGAAUGGAUAACAUUUGCCGAAGCGGAAGCGAGACAACUCGGUUCUGGCGAAAAAGGCGACUAUUACAACCUCGUAGGCGUCCUCACGUUCACCUUCGCCGACAACGCGGUGUACAAGGCCUGCCCACAAGACCAGUGUAAUAAGAAACUUGUGGAUCAAGAAAAUGGUUUGUUCCGCUGCGAGAAAUGUAAUAGAGAGUACCCGAACUUCAAGUACCGAUUGCUGUUAGGGGCUAAUGUAUCCGACCCUACGGGCGACCAGCGCAUCACUGCAUUUAACGAGGCGGCCGAGGCGAUGCUGGGAAAGACCGCAGAGGACAUUGGCAAGAUGCAAGAGUAUGACAAAACGGGCUACGCUCAGGUCUUCGAGGAUGUCAAGUUCAAGACUUUCCUCUUCAAGUUUAGGACUAAGAUGGAGACUUUCAGUGACGAAGCCAGAUUAAAAACAACCGUAAUGAACGCCCAGCCCGUGGACUACAAAGACGGAAACGCGCGCCUUAUAAAAAGCAUCAAAUCACUUACCGGUGUAGAAGUUUAAAAAAACCUCUUUUUAUAGAAGAUCAAGAUUUGAAAAAUAUGUUCGGUUUAUUGAAGUCAAAGAGCUGAAGACCCGUGUUGCCUUUUUUGUUAAACUUCAAUACUUUUUGAGCGAAAGUAGAUACUUAAUACUGUUCAUAAUAUAAAUUGAUUAAGUAAGGUUGUCUAAAGCAAAGCAAACCGAAUUAAGUUACUUAAACCUGAUUCCAUUUGUUUGUUUUAAUUAAACCCAAUUGGGACGGUGCCCCAAAACCUAAGUGAAACACUGCCGUGCUUACGAUAAGACUAGUAAGUCUAUAUGUACCUAUUUCAAAUAUACUUACUGUUAAUUUUGUAAGCACAGCACAAUACAGUUGUGAUCAUGAUAGGUAUUCCAUUAAUAAUGUUUGUAUUUUAGAUUUAAAUUAUGCGAGUGUAUUUUCUGUUGUAUAAAAAAGGCAGUCUAA
Molecule: messenger RNA, 2358 nt
Organism: Hyposmocoma kahamanoa
Lineage: Eukaryota; Metazoa; Arthropoda; Insecta; Lepidoptera; Cosmopterigidae
Gene: RpA-70
Product: replication protein A 70 kDa DNA-binding subunit
Exons: 11
Coding region: 114-1913 (599 amino acids)
Biological process (GO): meiotic cell cycle; telomere maintenance via telomerase; nucleotide-excision repair
Cellular component (GO): nucleus; DNA replication factor A complex
Molecular function (GO): single-stranded telomeric DNA binding; damaged DNA binding
Source: RefSeq, a predicted model, not a curated record